Molecule: messenger RNA, 2283 nt
Organism: Micromonas commoda
Lineage: Eukaryota; Viridiplantae; Chlorophyta; Mamiellophyceae; Mamiellales; Mamiellaceae
Exons: 1
Coding region: 1-2088 (695 amino acids)
Source: RefSeq, a predicted model, not a curated record
AUGUCUGCCUCGCGCCUGAUGAGCGCGGCCGUGCUCGGCACGUCGCGAACCACCCCGCGCGGCUCGUGCGGCCGCAUGGCCGGAGGAUUGACGUCAACCGCGGCGAGGCGGCGCGCACCCUCACGCGCACCCUCGAGGAAUCUUCUUCACGCCUCGGCAGGAACUUCCGUGGACUUCGACAGCGGGGCGACGAAGGCGAGCGGCGAGGGAUCCGACGAGGUCGAGACGUCGGCGCUCUCCAUCAUCGACAGCACCGACGACGUGUUUCAGGAAUUCUGCGACGCCCAGGUUGAGCUCGUCGGUCGCGCGCUCGGCCGCGGCGCCAGGUGCAUGCUCUACCUGCGCUCCGCGUCCGCGGACGGGGACGCGCUGCAGCUGGCGGAGGUGGCGUCGUUCCCUCGCUCGUCGAGAUCGUCCUCCGGGAACGACGGCGCGGGCCCCGCCGGCGCGUGGGAGGUGGGUGGCGCGCUGAGGGAGAGCGACGACUUCGGCGCCGCGGCGACCUCGUUCGUGGAGCUCGCGGGGAACGAGGCGUCGACGUCGGGCCGGGGGAGCUCGGGGAGCCCGAGGGGUUCGGGCACGGGGGGACCCGGGCAGGCCAUCACGCUGUCGGGCUCGAUCGACGACUCGGACGGGCAGAGCACGGCGGCCGAAGCGCUCCUGGUCAAGCAGCGCGUGUUCGCCCUCCCGUCCGCGAACGCGCUAGUCGUCCCGCUGUCGAGGGACGACACCCUGGUGGGACUGCUCGUGGGCGAGAUGCCCGAGGGGAGGGUCAGCUCGCGGGUGAGAAAGGAGCGCGUCAAGGCGGCGAGCGGAGGGGACGUGGAGGUUGAAGUGCUCAGCGCGGCAUCCGCGCACACCGGGGAAGGCGAGGAGAAGGAAAAGGAGGCGGCGGCCGACACCGCGGCGCAGUUCGGCGACAGGAGGCAGGCGGCGCUGACGGCGGCGGCCAAGUCGAUUGUCGCCGCGUGGACCAUGCACCGCCGCGCCAACUACGCCACGGCGGCGGCGGUGCAGCAGGACAGGCGCGUGGCGGGAUUCGCGUACGCGGCCAAGGAACCUCUCACGGUUCUGCGCACGCUGGGCGGCAUGCUCUCCUCCCACCUCAAGCCGGACACGCCGUCCAGGGACAUGGCGGAUGCCAUCGUGGCGCAGGGGGACGUCCUGGUGAGUUUGUCCGAGGCGCUCGAGUCCGCCCUGUACCCGCGCGACGUGAUCGAGGAGCUCACCGCGGGAGCCAUCGGGCCGGAGGGUGAACGCGCGUCCCAAGGACCUAGGAGCCUGCCCGCCGCCGCAGCCGCAGCGACGGCGACGCGUAGGCAGCUCCCUUCUCCUGACGCGGCGGCGCACGCAGAAGCUGAGGAAACUCUCGUCUCCCGGGGGGGUGCGCUGAAACUCGGCGCUCAUCAAGUCGACGGUAGCACGGCGACGUCGAAGGCGAUCGCGCUCGGGGAGACGCCCACGUGCGACCUGACACCCAUUGUGGCCGGCCUGCUGGCGUCCGGUGAGGUCAUCGCCGCACCGUCCGGCGUGACCAUGACGGCGACGUUCCCGCCGCCGCCGCUCCGAGCCGUCGCGGCGGUUGACCCGAGGGACGCGAGGGAGCUGCUCGCGCUGGUCAUAGACGCCGCGCUCGUCGCCGCGCCCAGGGGGGCCGAGGUUGACGUCGUGGUGAGCGCCAACGGUGGGUCGAGGGGGGGCGUGGCGAUCGCCGCGAGCGUCCGUUCGUCCCAGUCGGGGUCGGGGUUGGCCGCGACGACGGGAUCCCGUUCGGCGGUGGACGUCCCCGCGGGUGCGCUCGCAAAGGCGGCGGGGGGCGGCGGUGGCGGCCCUCUCGAGGCGGCGUCGUACGUCGGCGCGGGGACGAGCUCGGCGUCGCCUUCCGAGUGGGGGUCCCUCAAGGAAACGCAGAGCCUCAAGAUCGCGAGGUCGCUGGUGGAGGGCGCGGGGGGAAUAUUUCACGUCCUCCCGGCGCUUCCCCCGAUGGUUGGACGAAUCGAGCUCUGGCUGCCGGCCGCGGAGGCUGAACCGACGAGAAACGAAGCGGCCGAGGAAGAGGAGGAGGACGACGACGCCGUUGACGUGUGAAAAUAACACUGGGCAAAGAUGUAUGCAGCUACCCAAAACCUUCAAGAGGCCAAUCCUGGGAUGAGUGACAUGGAGGUGCAGAUGCGCGCGAUAACGAGUAUGUUGCAAUCCCAGUGAAGAACACGCCCGACGAACAACACGUGUACAAUUUGUUUUGCAGUCUACGUAAUAAGAAGGAUAAUACUGAAUUACAUU